Trematosphaeria pertusa is the source of this 4411-nucleotide messenger RNA. RefSeq lists its product as uncharacterized. The record is from RefSeq and is a predicted model, not a curated record. Bases 213 to 4196 code for a protein of 1327 amino acids. NCBI's taxonomy places the organism in Eukaryota, Fungi, Ascomycota, Dothideomycetes, Pleosporales, Trematosphaeriaceae. The transcript has a single exon.
GAUACGGCAUGCACUCAAAAGCCCACUUUCUCCUUCCGACAUGCUCCAAGCGCGGGGUCGAGUCUGUUAUCCAGUCGUUUGGCCAUGAGUAAUCGCACCCCAAUCCCUUUGCCUCGUUGCCUUCUUCGCAGAUUUAGGACGGCAUUUGAAGGUGGAGUGAACCAACACACUCACCCAAGGCUGGCAACCUACGUCCGCACCCAAAGCCAGCGAUGGCGACCACCGGUACGAAUACUUUCGCCCUGUCUCUCGAAGCGUUCAUUUCCGGCGUCAAGCGCGAUGAAGACAUCCGCAGCCCGUUUUACAAAGAGGUCCUUUCGCAGCUCCUUUCAAGCCCCUCCGACAGCAACUCGCAUGACCACAGUAGCCGGAGCUCGGAGCAGCUUGCACUUUACGUCAAGGAACUAGACAAGAAGCAGAAGCGCAGCAGCUAUACCAGACGUAUCUCUGAGAGGUUGGAUCCGCUAUUAACAGGCCUCUCUCAGUACACGCAAGCCUGCGAUGUCAUGAUCCAGGCCGGGCCCGCAGCAUCUGCAGUGCUAUACGGGGGGGCUCGCAUUGUUCUCAUGCUGGCUGAAAAGUUCCGAAAAUGCUUCGAAGAUGUUCUGUCAAUGAUGGAAAGCGUUGGCGAUCUGUUGAAAUGCUACCACGUCUUCGCCAAAGCAUAUGAAGCAUCCGCAGACAUGCAACGGCUUCUUGUCGAGACCUACAAGAACAUCGUGUCAUUCUGGCAGAAAGCAGCGGCGCUUUUCAGUCGUAAGGCGUACAAAACAUUACUCACUGGCAUCGUCAAACCGUUGGAUGCUGAGUGGCAACGAUGUCGCCAAACCUUGGAGGCGGAUGCGAAGAAAGUCCAAAUGCUAGCACAGGCAACUGAGGCGGACCUGGGCAGGGAGAGGGACCUUGCAAAAUCGACGAGUCAGCAAUCGAAGCUGCGAAGCCACAUCGUAGACUGGAUCAAAGCAGGUCAGGAGGAGGAUAGGCUCGACGUCCGGCAAGAUAUCCGGACACACCUCGAAAUCCGUCACGAUGAAAGCUGCGAGUGGUUGUUUCAACAUCCGACUAUGGAAAAGUGGCUGGCAAUGAAGAAGUCGACAUCGCUCUGGUACAACGCAGCUCCCGGGGCCGGGAAGACGAUCUUAUCGUCAACACUCGUCCGGAAGCUACAGGAAAAAGGUUACCGGACGGCAACUUUCUUCUGUUCUUUCAACGAUUUUGUGCGGAAGAAAGCCAUCAAUGUUCUCCGAUCUAUUGCUCUCCAGAUACUCACCCAUUCUGAUUCCAUCCCCGAACGAGUACAGCGACUCUACGAGGAAGAUCUGAAGAAUCAUUGCUCCAAAUUGAACGAUCCAAAGACUGCGUCCGAAAUCAUAGAGGCACUUCUGAAACAGCAAAGCCGCAUCCAUAUCAUCAUCGACGGGCUCGACGAGUGCGAAGAUAGGGGACUUCUUCUGCUGUCGUUUUGUCAUCUCCUUCACGCGAAGACGUACGGCAUCGCAAAAUUCUUCUUUGCUAGUCGACCAGACUCCGAUAUCCGCACAAUGAUGCGAAAGCAUAAUGUCACGGAACUCGAAGCCUCCGGCGAGGGCCUCACAGAGGACAUCAGAAGAUAUGUUACCGAUCGUAUCGAUCAUGAAUGCGACAGCUGCGUUGAAUACUGGACAAGCCAUGCACAAGGCAAUUUCUUGUGGGUGCGCCACAUGAUGGACAUCCUAGACGGGGAGGGUGCCACCUGUGAAGAAGAAAUUGAAGAAGAGCUAGACAAAUUUCCGAAAGGUCUAACUGGCGCUUACACGCGGAGCUUGUCACGAUUGUUGAUGCGCCCCGAACGCCACCAGCAGCUUGCGCGCUCGAUCUUCACGAUGCUCGUUGGAGCUGCCCAGCCGCUUCAUUUGAGCGAGCUCACUCAUGCUCUUGCUGCUUUGAAAGGCAUCCCGGACUUCUCUCCGAGAAGCUUACCGAAACCUGAGCUCAUAGAAGAGCUGUGUUCUAAUCUUGUCUUGUUCGAUCGAACUAUGAAGGGCACUGAAGAUGAUCCGUUACUAAAGGUCGCUCAUAAGUCGGUGCAGGACUUUUUCGUACAAGAUCCUGAUGUCUUGCAACUGCCAGACGAGCGCCUGCGCCAGUACUUCGUGUCGCCAGCGAAAGCAAACCUCGAGUUAGGACUAUCAGCCCUUUCGUACCUUAGCUAUGAGAGGUACCAUGCAACCCUAGACGUCUCGACCGUUAUUACAGCGAACGACCAUUCCUUCCUUCGACACGCUGCAACAUUUUGGCACGGGUACCUCAGCAAUGCGGAACGUUCAGAGGAGCUCUACAAGAAGAUCAUCGAUUUCACGAAGACGAAGGCAUUCUGGGCUUGUGUGGCUGUGCAGACUCGGGUCGUGCCCUAUCUUUUCGCGACGUAUACGAAAGAUGGCGGACGUUAUCUUGGCGGCUAUCAUCUCACUGCUACGGCGCCUAAGCUUAAAACGCAGUGUGUGGAUGAUGUGUGCUUCGCAAUUCCACUUCCUGAGUGGCUGGAUACAGAUGUGUAUGGCUCAGAGGGGGCGCGCAUCUUCAAGGCAUUCCACAACUUCGUGACUGAGUGGCAUCCGCUACUCAACUCGCACCCUGCAGCAGUGGCUCAGUGCGCUAUGGAUGAUGAAUGGGACGGAAUUCUUCCUGGAAGGGCGCCGUGGCGAGAUGAGCGUGUAAAAAUGCACAAGAUUUCGCAGGGCACCUCGCCCGACGCCCUGGUGGAUAUACAGCUCGACGCCGGCUCUCUCAAAGCCCUCACCCUCGCCCACAGAAGCUCUUCCAGCCGAUACCACAUUAAGUGGUCAACACUACCAACGGCCAAUGGAAGUUCUUCGUCCGACCCUCCAAGAACUGCUACUCAGCUAAUCUGCGCACCUGUAGCGGGGCAUUCGUAUUUCUUCGGCGGCAUACCGGAUAUUGACCAAGGGUAUUGGCUCGUGGAUACGGCUCGACUGUCGACCAGUUACUAUUCGAGCGCGGACGAAGGUGUUGACGCUAGCCACGCAGACACCUAUACCUCGGAACGAACAAUCGGGCUUUGGCAGGGCGUCUGCAAAGUUACCACGGCUCCUCAUGAUCACUCGCCGACGUCGCACCGCGCAAUUGCUAUCCAUUGCAUGCGGGACUUACCGAGCCACAGUGACACGAUGUCGACCCAGUCAAGCCAAGAAUCGGGGUACGGUUCCAUGAGUUCUUCUGACAUAGAGUCUGAUUCGGACGCGGACGACGACUCGCCUGACACUGGCGACUCACUCUCGCAGCACUGCAUGUUCAUAGUGAGAAGUGGUGGUGCACCAAUUUGGCACUUCUGGAAGUCCAAAAUCGAUAUGGAUGCUGUAUGCGCAUUCCAUCCUACCGAAGCGACUGCGGUGUGGAGCCCAUCUCCGCACCAGCUCUGCAUAAUGGACAUUGCAUCUGGCAACGUGCAAUCUACGAUCUUACCCGAGCCUGUAGACACUCAGGUCUCUACUACCUGCGCUAUGCGCAAGGAGUUCAAGUUUUCGGAAUCCGGCAAAACGCUAUACUAUCUGCUCUACACCGCCGCACACUCGGACACUGGCUUCAAGCAGACACUUUCGCUCUCAUCAUUUCUGUUUUGCAGUUCUGGAGACCCAGAGUGCGUCUUAGAGCGGACACAUGCUACGGUAUCCGUCGCUUAUGAGAGUGCUGGAGCGAUGCAGCAUCCGCUGAUCCUGACGUACUGGGACUCUAACUACGUCUACGUCGCUUUGCCCCCGCUAUCCUGCAACACAAAGCUCCUUCGCAUGCAUCUCCCGAAAGCCGAGUCUCCUUCCGUGCCUCCCGCAUCCAACAUACAGACUCUGCGCGACCCCGUUUACUUCCCCUACUCAACGCCCUACCGUAGCCCGCAACUCAAGCUCCUUCCCAACAACACCGGCAAAGAAAUGCUCAUCCUCGCACUCGAUGCAGAAUACUGCUCCACCGCCGAAGCCGAAAUGACGACACCGCCAGUCGUGAUGACUUGGGAUAUCCCAUCGGAAGAAGGCUGGCGACCUUGGGAUGAAAACCUCGAUGCGAAGGAGAAAGGCGCCAAGGCUAACGGGGAAACAUAUGAGCUGCUGAGGGGCAGUUUCGUGGAUAGGGAGAGGAGAUUUGAGGUCCCUGUGAGGAGCGGGUUGGACUGGAGGAGGAAGGCGUUUUUGAGCUGUCACUGAGACGACUUGUGAGAUAUUGGCUUCUUUGACUGACUUCUGGAAAUUGCUAUUUUGUCAGGAUAUACGUUGAUCAAUGUAUUUUCAUUAAUUAAAUUAUGGCCAAACGUGGAAGACCUGCGAACGACAUAUCUUCUCCCUAGGCAUGGCUCGAGUGACGUAGCUAAUGCAUUCAUGGUACAAAUAUAUAGCGGCAUGGAUAGUGAAGGAUUUUGUUA